AUGCGAUGCGAUGUUUUAGAGCCGGAAGAACAAACUAUUGCUCGUUUUCUUGGAGGGCUACGAUAUGAAAUUGGAAAUGUGGUCCAAUUGCAGAAAUAUUUGACAUAUAAUGAUGUAUGUCAAUUGGCUCUCAAAGUUGAAAAACAACAAAAAAAAUCGAGUCAUUUUGGGGGACGUUUCUCAUCGGGUGGUGGUGCCUAUAACCGAGGAAGUGCUUCUACUUCCAAGAACAGUCCAGCUAUAAAAGACGUAAAACAUAAAUAUUUUACAAGUAAGGAUGGUGGUGCUGCUAGUUUUGAAAAAUUAAGUGGUACAACUAAUCAAAAAACUUGUUUCAAGUGCAAAGGGUUCAGACAUUUUGCCGUUGAUUGUCCAAAUCGAAGAAUCAUUACUCUCGUUGAGGAAGAAUAUGAAGAAGAGAAUGAAGAGACAACACCAAUUUACGAUGAAUGUAACGAGGAGGGAGAUAUCACUUAUGAAGAUUAUGGGGAAGCUUUAGUAAUACGGCGUAUCCUCAACACCACUUAUGUUCCAGAUGAUUCAUGGCUUCGUAAUAAUAUUUUUCACACUAGAUGCACGUCAAAUGGCAAGGUGUGUGACAUCAUUGUCGAUGGAGGAAGCUGCGAAAAUGUUGUGGCUACAGCUAUGGUGGAGAAGCUGCAAUUAAAAACCGAAAAUCAUCAUCGACCUUACAAAUUAUCAUGGCUUCGGAAAGGUAAUGAAGUAAAGGUAAAUAAUCGAUGUCUCGUUCAAUUUUCUAUUGGAGAAAAGUACAAAGAUGAAGUUUGGUGUGAUGUUAUCCCUAUGGAUGUUUGUCAUUUGCUUCUUGGAAGAACUUGGCAAUUUGAUAGGAAAACGCAACAUGAUGGAUUCAAAAAUACCUAUACUUUUAUAAAAGAUGGCGAGAAAAUAAUUUUGGGACCUUCAAGAAUGAAGGACAUUGUUAAACCAUCAAAGGAAGAAGGAAAUAAUUUGCUCGCCAAAUCACAAUUUGAGGAUGUAAUGAAUGAAUCAUUAGGGGCGUUUGCAUUGGUGGUUUUGGGAGAAAACAAGGAAGAUAAUAUUAUUCCUCUACAAGUGCGACCUUUUUUACAAGAAUUUGUUGAUGUCGUACCUGAAGAGAUUCCUACGGGUCUUCCUCCCAUGCGAAAUAUUCAACAUUGUGUUGAUCUAAUCCCUGGUGCGUCAAUCCCAAAUAAAGCUGCUCAUAGAAUGAAUCCUAAGAAAUAUGAAGAGUUGCAGCGACAAGUUGAAGACUUGCUGGCAAGAGGUCUUAUACAAGAAAGUAAGAGUCCUUGUGCUGUGUCAGCACUUCUUGUGCCAAAAAAAGAUGGUUCGUGGCGUAUGUGUGUUGAUAGUAGGGCGGUGAAUAAAAUCACGAUCAAAUACCGUUUUCCUAUUCCUUGCCUCGAUGAUCUCUUUGAUCAACUUCACGGCUUCAAAAUUGGUUUCAAGAUUGAUUUACGGAGUGGCUAUCAUCAAAUUCGAAUGCGGCAUGGAGAUGAGUGGAAAACCGCUUUCAAGACCAGAGAUGGUCUUUACGAGUGGCUGGUUAUGCCAUUUGGACUUUCUAAUGCACCAUCUACAUUUAUGCGACUUAUGAAUCACAUGUUUAAACCAUUUAUUGGGAAAUUUGUUGUUGUCUAUUUUGACGAUAUUCUUGUGUACAGCUCUAGUCCAGAAGAGCAUUUAAAUCAUCUUCGACAAGUUUUUAGGGUGCUAAGAGAAUAG
Impatiens glandulifera is the source of this 1731-nucleotide messenger RNA. RefSeq lists its product as uncharacterized. The record is from RefSeq and is a predicted model, not a curated record. Bases 1 to 1731 code for a protein of 576 amino acids. Gene Ontology annotation, molecular function: nucleic acid binding; zinc ion binding. The transcript has a single exon. Lineage: Eukaryota; Viridiplantae; Streptophyta; Magnoliopsida; Ericales; Balsaminaceae.